Grosmannia clavigera kw1407 is the source of this 2067-nucleotide messenger RNA. RefSeq lists its product as uncharacterized. The coding region runs from base 1 to 2067 and encodes 688 amino acids. The transcript has 3 exons. The record is from RefSeq and is a predicted model, not a curated record. NCBI's taxonomy places the organism in Eukaryota, Fungi, Ascomycota, Sordariomycetes, Ophiostomatales, Ophiostomataceae.
AUGGCUGAAGUUUCCUCUGAAACUAUCGUUCCGGUUCAGAUCGAGGAGGCGGAUUAUACGUUUGGCAGCCCGUCGAAUGGAGGAAAUACCGAAGACGAUUUCGAUUUCGACUUGGGCGAUGACAAGACACUUGGGCUGUUGACGGAAAACGGUGAUGACUACAAUACAGAAGUGGUAGAAGACUUCCAAUCACAUAUGGCACAAGCCGAAGACGAGGAUGAGAUAGGCUACGAAGGUGGCGGAGCGCCCGUGGGGGGUGAAAACGGCGACGGCGACGAACAUGCACACGAUGAGACCGGACACGACGAUGAGAUUGACUACGAUGAGGCUGAUCUCCAAACUACUUCUUUGAGUGCUGGCAAUAUCGUGUUGGACGAGAAACAGGAAGUGGACACUGCAGAGGAGGCCCACGAUGCUAUUGACUUUGAAACCGAGACAAACAGGGCAGCUCCCAAUUCACCAGAACAUGAUGUGGUAGAUGAAGCGUCCACUGCCGAUGUUACCGUCACAUGGGGCACUGAAGUUUGCCCCCUCUUUAAGACAUCCGAAGUUGACAGUCCGGAUUCUUUUUUCCUUGAAGACCUUGAGGCGGCAAAUUAUCCGUUGUCAAAGUUUUUGCUCACAAUACGGAGUGGAAUUGCGUCGUGGGUGCAUGCGGAAGACGAGAUUUUCAUCCGCAUCGAUGAUCUCGGGUUUGAAUUUGGAGAGACUACAACGGAAGCGCUUCUCGACCAGGUCACAUUCCAUAACCUGAUUGCGUUGCACAACACACUCCUUACAAACGAUGAUGCUACACUUUCAAAGGGCUUGCAUAUAACCCUUGGCACACGGCCGAACUGCUUGCUGCGUCUGAAGAAGCUUGUCAGUGAAGCAGGCUCGGGGAAGGGCCUUUCGUCUUGUCAGCAGACGGCAGCUGACUCGGACGCUUCCUCUGACUCGGACGACCACGCUGACAAGUCUGACGAGCAAUCCUCUGAUAAUGGGUUAAUGGACAGAGUUGAAGAGGAAGAGGGUGGUGCCCUGACUCCGGAAGCAGAAAUGGCCGAUGUUGAUGUAACAGUUGAGGAGACAGAGCCGUUCGGUGGUGAAGGAGCCGAACUUGCUACUGCAGAGGAUGGCACUGAAUCUGUCGACCAUGAUGUUGAUGUCGAGACUGAAGGUGGCCACGGCGUGGAGGUUGCCGCAGAAGAAGCCGAAUUAGUCGAUUUUACGAAUGAAGAGGAAGACGAUACUGGCGGUGUGUCCCUCCGGACCACUGGUGGUCUUGAGUUGGCACGAGGAGGUCAUACACCCAGCGAGGCUAGCAACGGCCAUUUCGAGCAACAAAGCAAACUUAGCGAGCAUGAAACGGCCGAAGAGGUCGGGAAUCCAGAUCAACACCUUAAAUCGGAUAUUAUGGAACCCCUGGACCAAACUGGUGGAUCACCAGACCAAGAAAAAGAUGGCGAACUAUACAAGCCGGUACUUAGUAUCUCAAACGGCGGAAUAUCUGACGAUCCUCUGGAAGACUCAGUAUUGGCCCAUCUCGAGCCCGCCAACGGGCUCGAAGCUAUUGACCAAGGCCACCAGUUGGGCGACUUGCAAGCCCUGGGCGAGGAGGACAAUGGUGACGGCUUUCUAGAUGUCAGCGGUGACUUCGAUGCCGUUCUACUCCCAACGACCGUGUCCGAAUGGGCAGGUGACGACAAGGCAGCCCUCGAUGAGAUGGAUCUGUCACUUGAUGCCAGCGUUACCGCUACGUUAGACCAUGAUGAGAUCGACUACGAGGACCGCGAUACUACUGGAUUGCUCGGUACUGAGUUUGGAGAGGAUGCCCGAAUGAUGUCUACCGAAGCUACCCUUCACAAUACGGAUGUGCCAGAGUCCGUUGCUGCCGCAGAUGCAGGGCCCGAUGAAAUUGACUGGGACGACGACGAUAAGAACGGUGCUGCCAGCGAGACAGCGUCAACCUCAGCAACAGCAACUGGCAAACGGACAAGGAUAGAUGAAGGCUUGGAAGAUUAUCUCAUUGAUGACCUGCCAGGUAAAAGACACUUCCCUGAUUGUGUCGCAAUGAACCGCUGCUAA